Macrosiphum euphorbiae (potato aphid) is the source of this 3774-nucleotide messenger RNA. The record is from the annotation of a GenBank genome assembly. Lineage: Eukaryota; Metazoa; Arthropoda; Insecta; Hemiptera; Aphididae.
AUGGACCGUCUGCGAUCGACGUUCAAGCGGUCGCGGACGCCGACGGGCGCAGAGAUGAAGACGCAAACCAGCCUCGAGGUGCCCAAGCAGGUGCGGUCGGUGUCGUUCGACGAGAUCAAGCUGGGGUGCGCCAAGCGGGACGAGGACGCGCGCAAAGAACGGACGUCGGCCGGCGGUGGCCACUCGGCGGCCGCGUCGUCGUUGCGAGUGCCAGCCGGCGGCGGCUCGGGACAGCGGUCGCGGAGUUUCGACUCGUCCGCCGCCGCGGCCAGCACCGGCGCGGCCACGGGUGACCGCGACGACCCGGGUGUCUACCUGGAGGUGCCGUCGUCCAAGCACCAGCUGUUCCACCGGCGGCGGUCGUCCGGCGAAAAGGUGCCAGCCGCCGCGGCUUGCGUGCACUGCGCCUAUCUGGAGGAGCUGUCCAAGAUGAACAGGUCGUCGUCCGGUGACGAGAACCAGAGUCAGAGGUCGUUCACGUCGACGUCGGCCAGCGAGGACAUGGAAGACGAGGAUGACCGCGGAUGCCAGAUCACUGUCACCGUGGAGGCCGACCUCCACGACGAUCUCGUGGCGGCGGCGGUCCGUUUGUCCAUCGCCGACGGCGGUCCCGCGCUGCCCCCGCCGUCCGAGUCGGCGGACGAGUGCGGCAAGAGCCCUCUGACGCUAGAGCUGACGCCGCCGGACGAGUAUCUGCAGGGCAACCGGCGGCGGUCAAUCACGUCGCCCAAACUGGAACGGCAGGAAGCGUUCGCCGUCAGCGACGCGGCCGACCCGGCGGCCGUCCGCGACCUGUUCCUCACGGUUCCCGACCUGAAGCGCGACCGGGCCGCCAGCAUGGACUCGUGUUUCAUCAACAAGCCCACGCCCGCCGGAAAACCGGAAGAGGUGGUGCCCGUAUCGCCCACCCAGCUGCUGCUCGAUCCCAACUGCGGACAGCCGGCCUGCAACAACAACAUCCGGUCCAGGUCCGUGGACAUCGUGCUGCCCACCGACCAGCAGGCCCGGUACAAGGCGCUGUCCACCAAUAAUCAGACGUCGUCGCCGCCGUCGGCCGUACCCGCUCACAGGGUGCCGCCGGACAAGGGAGCCACCGGAACCGAUGGAAACGAUAAACUCUUAAAGAUUGUGCCCGAUUGGACGGAGGAAGCCGCCAACGACGAUCACCUGUGGUCCGUGACGUCCCACAACGUAGACUUCUGCUAUAUCGGCGAAUCUGAGUGCUCGAAACACGGAGUCCGCCUGAAAUGUUCGGGUUGCCGCAUUAUCGUGCACUCGGAAUGUCUGGGCAAUCUGCCGGAAGCGGCCAAGUGCAAGUCGAGCUUCAAGGACGACGGCGUGCGACAGUACAGGGAACACAAAACGGUCAAACACCAUUGGAUGCACAGGAGGACGCAAAAGGACAAGUGCUCGCAAUGCGGAAAGGCGUUCCAGUCGGUUCUGUCGUUCAGUUCCAAGGAGAUCAUAGCGCUCACGUGUUCCUGGUGCAAGCUUAGUGUCCACAACAAGACCGCGUGUUUCAACGACACGAAAAUGAACGAACCCUGUUCUUUAGGUAAACAUAGUAAUAUAAUUGUGCCGCCGUCGUGGAUCGUCAAGUUGCCACGAAAGGGUAACUUCAAGUCCAGCAUUAGAUCUCCGAAAAAACGAUCGUCCAAGAAGAAAACAAAAGACAAGCCGGACAAAGAAGACAAGCUGUUCGUUAUCAAACCGAUCCCGACGGUGAACGUCAAGCCUGUGAUAAUAUUUAUAAACCCAAAGUCUGGCGGCAACCAGGGUGUUAAGCUGCUGCAAAAAUUCCAGUGGCACCUGAAUCCCAGGCAGGUUUUCGACCUCAGCCGGGGUGGUCCCAGGAUGGGCCUGGAACUGUACAAGAAGGUGCCGAACCUCAGGGUGUUGGCGUGCGGUGGAGACGGUACCGUCGGGUGGGUGCUGUCGAUCUUGGACCAAAUAGCCAACGCAGUGUCGUUUCCGGUGGGUGUGCUGCCGUUGGGCACUGGCAAUGACCUGGCCAGAGCUCUCGGUUGGGGCGGCGGUUAUAUGGACGAGCCGGUGUCAAAAAUACUGACCAACUUGGAAGAAAGCGAAACGAUCCGGUUGGACCGCUGGAACUUGGAUGUGGUGCCCAAUGAACAGGUUAAAGGGACGGACCACGCUGGUAAAGACAAUUUACCAUUGAACGUGGUGAAUAAUUACUUCUCGUUGGGCGUAGACGCUCAGAUUGCACUCGAAUUCCACGAAGCCAGAGAGGCCAAUCCGGAGAAGUUCAGCUCGCGGAUGUACAACAAACUGUUUUACGGCGUCCGCGGUGGUAUCGAGCUGCUGGACCGGAAGUGGAAAGGUUUGUCGGAUCACGUGACGCUGGAGUGCGACGGCAAAGACCUGACGCAGCGCAUCAAAGACUUGAAAGUGCACGCCAUAUUGUUUUUAAACAUACCCAGCUACGGGGGUGGCACGCGACCGUGGAACAAGUCAGCUGGCAACAACUCUACCGACGACGGACUCAUCGAAGUCAUCGGCUUAACGAUCAUGCAAAUAACGAGAUUGCAAACUGGAGGGACUGGGACACCGUUAUGCCAAUGUAAAACCGCUCGCAUAACCACCAGUAUACCGGUGCCCAUGCAAGUGGACGGCGAAGCUUGCCGUUUAAAACCGUCGGUGAUCACGCUGGGAUUCUUCAACCAGGCAACGAUGAUGGCGAAACGUCGCAAAGGCAGACAGACGCCUACCCGCGAGACCACGAUAGACAAACACAGAGUGUCGGUCCAAAGACUGAGGCUUCAAGAUUACGAGCAACACCACUGUGACAAAGAGUUGCUCAUCCAGUCGUCUAUCAAUAUGGGCGAGAUCGAAGUGGAACCGGUCGCGGAUUUAGAAACCGUGCGUAAUUUAGUGGACAAGUUGGAGUUGAACAACAGUCCGUCAAAAGACCACGUGGGCAACGUCAUGCCGAAACUAUCGCCCGAUUGGUGUUUCGUCGACUGUUGCACUGCCGAACGGUUCUUCAGGAUCGACCGGGCCCAGGAGAGCCUUCACUACCUCAUAGACAUCACACACGACCAGCUGUUCGUGUUGGACGAUCCGCAUAGACAGCCGUCCGCCGAAGAAGACGUGGCGGUGGUCCUGAAAGCCAAAGAUCCGGCCGACGACCAAGGUGCUCAGGAUACGACAACGAGCAUGCGGGUAAAGUCGGAGAUAAGUCGAUUGGAAAGCAUCAAAACAAAGUCAACGGUCAAAUGUCCACAAGACGAAGGCCAGACCAACGGGACCAAUCAUUCCACAAGAGCUAGUGAAGUAUACAAUCGUCUAUUCGACCUUCAAUCAAAUGAAGAUCAUCAUUACGGUCAAGUGCGAACUUCCGAUAAAAUAAUCGAAGCGGCCAAAACAGGGAACUUAAAUAUGCUGAGAAAUCUGUUCGAAAUGGGUUACUCUCUGAUGUCCAUCAACAAGGACGGGCAGACAGCUCUACACGUGGCCAGCCAGCGCGGCGAUUCCAACCUGGUUCGGUACGUACUGGCCAACGCUCCGUCCAACAUCGUGUCGGUCAAAGACAACCUAGAGGGGCAGACGGCGCUACACGUGGCUGUCCAAAACGGCGAACGAAAGAUCUGUUACCUAUUGGUGUCGGCCGGGGCGCCUCUAUUGGCCGUCGAUAAACAAGACCGGACUGCUCAGCAGAUAGCAGAACAGACCAGAGACUACGACCUCGCCAAAUACUUGGAAUGCCAAGCUCAGUUCGUAUCGUUCGCGGACCAAACGGAGACGUCGGUCUAG